This is a messenger RNA of Fonsecaea pedrosoi CBS 271.37, 2676 nucleotides long. RefSeq names its product N-acetyl-gamma-glutamyl-phosphate reductase. Gene Ontology annotation, molecular function: NADP+ binding; L-glutamate N-acetyltransferase activity, acting on acetyl-CoA as donor; NAD binding. Gene Ontology annotation, biological process: L-arginine biosynthetic process. The record is from RefSeq and is a predicted model, not a curated record. The transcript has 2 exons. Bases 1 to 2676 code for a protein of 891 amino acids. Gene Ontology annotation, cellular component: cytoplasm; mitochondrial matrix; mitochondrion. Lineage: Eukaryota; Fungi; Ascomycota; Eurotiomycetes; Chaetothyriales; Herpotrichiellaceae.
AUGUCGGCAUUGGGAGCUGCUACUGCGCGAGCAGUCACUCGACGGGCAGCGUCCUCGACCCUUCGUUCUCGAGCUCUCCGCCUUGCUAGACCUUCAUAUACCCCCCUCGCUGUACAGCAGACAUCUUCCCAACGAACAUAUUCCUCCCCGUCGGGAUCGUAUCCCUCGACAAGGUCAACGGUGGUACAGUUGCUCAGUAACAUUGGCUCCAAGAGGGAGGUUCAACAGUACUUGUCACACUUCAGCUCGGUUUCGUCCCAGCAAUUUGCAGUCAUCAAGGUCGGCGGAGCCAUUUUGACCGAGCAUCUGCAGACUCUGUCCUCCGCCCUUGCAUUCCUUAACCAUGUCGGGCUCUAUCCAGUGGUGGUUCACGGUGCUGGGCCACAGCUGAACAAGAUUCUGGAGGAUUCCGGGGUCGAACCACAUUUUGAGGACGGAAUUCGGGUUACAGAUCCCAAGACACUGGGCAUCGCACGAGCGCUGUUUCUCGAGGAGAAUUUACGGCUGGUAGAGGAAUUGGAGCGUCUAGGUGUUCGAGCCAGACCAAUCACCUCUGGGGUUUUUACAGCGGAUUAUCUUGACAAGGAGAAAUACAACCUCGUGGGCAAGAUCAGACGUGUUGAUAAGAGACCAAUCGAAGCUGCCAUCCAGGCAGGAUGCCUGCCCAUCUUGACGUCCAUGGCCGAGACAUCGGACGGCCAGGUCUUGAACGUGAAUGCGGAUGUCGCGGCCGGUGAGCUAGCGCGAGCGCUCCAGCCUUUGAAGAUUGUCUACCUCUCCGAGAAGGGUGGGUUGUUCAAUGGCGACACGAAGGAGAAGAUCUCCGCCAUCAACUUAGAUGAAGAAUAUGAUCACCUCAUGCAACAGUGGUGGGUUCGGCACGGUACCAGGUUGAAGAUCAAGGAGAUGAAGGAGCUCCUUAUGGAUCUGCCUCGCAGCUCGAGCGUUGCCAUCAUUCACCCAGCUGAUUUGCAAAAGGAGCUGUUCACGGAUUCUGGAGCCGGUACUCUGAUUCGACGGGGCAACAAAGUCCAUGUCAACACCUCUAUCGACCAGUUUAAAGACCUCGACAAACUGAAGGAAGUCCUCAUCCGUGAUCGAGCCGGACUUGACGCCCCCGCCAUUGUGGAUCGCUACAUCAAGUUCCUCCAUACACGAGACUUCAAGGCUUACUUCGAUGAACCAAUGGAGGCGUUUGCCCUUGUCCUGCCACCAAGUGCAGAGACAACAUUGGCUCAGCUGGCAACCUUGACCAUCACCAGGAAUGGCUGGCUUACCAACGUAGCAGACAAUAUCUUCGCCGCCAUCAAGAAGGAUUUCCCCAAGCUGAUGUGGACUGUCAAGGAAGACGAUGAGAACUUGACUUGGUUCUUCGACAAAGCUGAUGGUAGUCUCUCCAAAGACGGCGAAGUCCUCUUCUGGUACGGUCUUGAGACCAGCGAUGAGGUUAAGGACCUUAUGGUCGAAUUCACGAAACACGGCCGUCAGUUGUUUGGUGAUAUCAAUCUCGAGGCCAAGCUGCACCGUGCAGCCAGAGCGGCAUCCAAUGUAGCCAACACUACUACUCAAGGGGUGACACAGAAGCGGACUUUCUCAACGUCGGCGAAUCCAUUACGUUCAGCACGACAAGCAAGAUAUGUCACCAAGCCUGCUCUUUCUAUUCGCACAUACUCCACGACCAAUCCGAACCCACCUCUAGGUUCCAAGAACAGCUCCAACAGCAAGCCUUCGCGGGUAGCCCUUAUUGGAGCUCGAGGCUAUACCGGAAAAGCUCUUAUCGACCUCCUUAAUCGCCAUCCCCACAUGGAUCUGCGUCAUGUAUCGUCGCGGGAGCUUGCUGGCAGGAAGCUUGAGGGAUAUGACAGGCGCGAAAUCAUCUACGAAAACCUGACCGUGGAAGACGUUCGACAAAUGGAAGAGAAUGAAGAUGUGGAUUGCUGGGUUAUGGCCCUGCCCAACGGUGUUUGCAAGCCAUUUGUCGAUGCCAUCGAUCAGGUCGGCAAAAACAGUGUCAUUAUCGAUUUAAGCGCCGACUACAGAUUCGAUCCGAACUGGACUUAUGGUCUACCGGAACUAGUUGACCGGUCCGCCAUAGCAAGGGCUACAAGAAUCUCGAACCCAGGCUGCUAUGCUACAGCCGCACAAUUAGGCAUUGCGCCUUUGGUGCCAUACUUGGGUGGUCAACCAACAGUGUUCGGCGUCUCAGGGUAUUCAGGUGCAGGCACCAAACCGUCUCCGAAGAACGACGUCAACAAUCUCACAGACAACAUCAUUCCAUACAGUCUCACGGACCAUAUCCAUGAACGCGAGAUCUCCACCCAACUAGGUACAUCGGUGGCAUUUAUACCCCAUGUUGCUGUCUGGUUCCAGGGCAUCCAUCAUACAAUUAACAUUCCGCUCAACCAAGAAAUGAAGUCUCGCGACAUCCGAACGCUUUAUCAAGACCGCUAUGCCGGGGAAAAACUGUUGAAGAUUAUUGGUGAAGCGCCCCUUGUGAAGAACAUCGCCAAAAAGCACGGUGUGGAAGUUGGCGGGUUUGCAGUCCACAGCAGUGGAAAGAGAGUGGUCGUUUGCGCAACUAUUGACAACCUUUUGAAAGGAGCAGCAACACAGUGUCUUCAAAACAUGAAUUUGGCUCUGGGUUAUGGGGAGUACGAGGGUAUUCCUAUUGAGUAG